Molecule: messenger RNA, 1919 nt
Organism: Physcomitrium patens
Lineage: Eukaryota; Viridiplantae; Streptophyta; Bryopsida; Funariales; Funariaceae
Source: RefSeq, a predicted model, not a curated record
CGUCACGGAUUUGCUCACAGCGGAAGGAUCGCUCGGAUUGCCACAUUGCACAAGACUUCCACGCGGAUCAACUUCACAGGGUUGUGGCUGUGAGCCUCGCAGGAGCGAAGCCAAUUUCGGAGAAACUGAGACCAUGCUAAUCCCAAUUGUGCCGAUUCUAAGCUUACGGUGUCAAAGGAUUUCGAGCUUCGAUUCUGGAGCAUGUUUUAGCAAUUGGGUCACACUUGAUUGAGCGUGAACGGGGUGUGAUUGUAUUCUCACAUUGUUUGGGGAGUCGCUGGUUAUUUGUGUGUUUAUGUGUUGUUUUGUCCCUCCUCCGUGGUUUUUAGCUCGUGGUUGAGUUUCGUGUUUCCCUAGGAGCAGUUAUAGUUUUGGUGCAAAAGCGGUGCCGGAGCCCAGUUAGAGAGUAGGCUUGGAGUGGCUGGUUCUGGAAUUGAGGAUUGAGCUGGAGUGUUGCGAGCGAUGCCUUUGUGUGUGGUAGAGGAUUUCCCUCAGACGGUGGAGAUUUUUUACGAGCUGUAUGGUCAUGGCGACACGAAAGUGUUGCUGAUUCCUGGUGUGGCAGCCAAUCACCAAGCUUGGGGACCCCAGCUGAAGGGGAUUUGUGGGACGGAUGUUCCCAACCGAGAGGAAAGAGCUGAGAAUGGCAAUCACGACCAGAGUAGUAGUAGCCCUAUUGGGGAGUAUGCCCAGGAGAAUGUAGGAAUUCAAGCGUGUGCACUGGAUAAUCGAGGCGUAGGUCAAAGUUCGAAACCUGAAGAUAAGAAGCAUUAUAGCACUGAAACCAUGGCAAGGGAUGCUUUAAAAGUGAUGGAUCAUCUUGGAUGGAAAAGAGCGCAUAUUGUUGGACAUUCCAUGGGGGGCAUGAUUGUAUGUAAAUUGGCAGUCAUUGCUCCGGAGCGGGUGAUAUCCUUGGCCAUGCUCAGCACUACAGGAGGGGGUUAUCAGUGUCUACCUAAGGUUGACAGGACAAUGAUACAAAUCGCAUACCGUUUUCUACGUGCCAAGACUCCCGAAGAGCGUGCCCACGUCGACCUUGACACACAUUACACGCAGGACUAUUUGAACACAGUAGUUAAUGGCGAGUAUAUGAGGACCAAACUCUAUAAGGAAUACGUCGUUCACUUGACAAACAGUGGAAUGCAACCUAAGCACGGGCUUGAUGGGCAAUUCAAUGCGUGUUGGACUCACGCAGUUGCAUCUCAUGAACUCGACAGAGUACGAUCUCAUGGCAUCAGGGUGCUUCUUAUUCACGGAAUAGGUGAUAUAGUUGCACAAAUAAGACAUGCGCGGAAAAUUGCCGAGAAGCUACAUCCAGUGUCUUAUAUGCUAGAACUUUCAGGCGGACAUAUGAUUACGCAUCAACACACUACAGAGGUGAACGAUGCCUUAUUAGCUGCCAUUAGAGGGGAGCUCCAUUUAAUGCAUUCAGAAUACAGUGACGAAUCGUUGCAAGAGAGAGGGUGGCAAAUUUGGCAGAGAGUAAAGGCAGAAGAUGGAAGCGCCAUCUCAGAGCUCUCCGGCAGUCGGUAUGUGGUUUGUUGUGUUGAUUUGAUCAAUAGGUACUGGCCACACUGGCUCUCACUGAAGUACCUUUGCCCCUCAGUUUAUCGGGUCCUAAAGCAUUAUUUUGCUUCUUCUUAGAAUAUAGUCCAUGCCAAACGUAUGGCAUCUUUCUACAUCCUUUCUUUGACCAACAGAAGCGUCCAUAAAUUCUGCCAAGUGCCUGGAUUCACUGAAAGCUCCACGCUACCCAAUAAUGUCAGUGUCAAAUGUGGUGUAAUCCAGUUGUACAAUAAUUCUCCUCAGCAGAAUUUCUAGCAGAUAACCAGCAAGAUGACAUUUUCUGUUGAAGUGGCCCAUGAAAAACAAGGUAUUCGAAAGUCUGCAUGGCUUUUGCUUUGUAGAUCCCCGAGUCA